Molecule: messenger RNA, 2158 nt
Organism: Triplophysa dalaica
Lineage: Eukaryota; Metazoa; Chordata; Actinopteri; Cypriniformes; Nemacheilidae
Product: neoverrucotoxin subunit alpha-like
Exons: 4
Coding region: 53-2158 (701 amino acids)
Molecular function (GO): protein binding
Source: RefSeq, a predicted model, not a curated record
GAAGAUUCAUCCACAACACAGCUGAUCUACACAACUUUACCAGGUUGAAGAAAUGGCAUCAAAUCAAAUGACGGUGGCUGCACUGGGUCGACCUUUCACCCUCGGGAUGCUGUAUGAUGCUCGCAAAGAUGAACUGCACACAGGCUUCACGCUGUGGGACAAAAAAACACUCCAAGAAAACAGGUCUGAGCACGCUCAGCGCAGCAGUUCAUUUGAAAUUACUGCAUCUGAUUCCAUUGAAUCCAAGUCGUCUUUACUUGAUAUCGAUGCGUCUCUGAAGGCCAGUUUCCUCUCUGGAUUGAUUCAAGUGGAAGGUUCAGCCAAGUAUCUGAAUGAUCAGAAAAAAUCCAAGAAUCAGAGCAGAGUGACACUUCAGUACAAAGCUACCACCACCUUUGAACAGUUGUCAAUGACUCAUCAAGAGGCCAGGAACAUGCUAAAUACUGAUAUUAUGGAUAAGCAAUCUGCAACACAUGUUGUCACUGGAAUCCUUUAUGGGGCCCAUGCUUUCUUUGUGUUUGACAGUCAGAAAUUAGAUUCUAGUAGUGCUCAGGACAUCCAGGGCAGCAUGCAAGCUGUGAUAAAGAAGAUCCCUACAUUUGAUGUCGAGGGGAGAGUUAGUAUCAAGUUGACUGAUAAUGAAAAAGCCCUGACUGACCAAUUCUCCUGCAAAUUCUAUGGGGACUUCAUUCUUCAAAGCAACCCUGCAACAUUUGAAGAUGCAGUGAAGACCUAUACACAACUUCCAAACCUCCUGGAACAAAAGCAAGACAAUGCUGUUCCACUAAUUGUCUGGCUGACACCCCUCAAGAAAUUUGAUUCCACAGUUCUCGAGCUCAAGGGUGAGAUCUGCAUUGGACUAGUGAGGAAAGCUGAGAAGGCUGUAGAAGAUGUAGUGCAAGCAGAAAUGAGAUGCAGUGAUUCUAUGGGAGAAAACAUGGUGGAGAAAGUGCCUCAGAUUUACAAAAAGUUGAGGAAUUUCCAUAAACUAUGUCAAGAUUACAAAUCUAAGCUCCAAAUGAGCAUGGAGAAAAAAUUUCCUUUGAUUCGUGCAGGUGAAGAAGAUGACGUUUCACUGGAAAAGCUCUUUGACGACAGGGAGAAGUCACCAUUCAGUGAAGACAACUUAAACAACUGGAUGAAUAAAAGAGAAACAGAAAUCACUGCGAUCAGAUCCUGUGUAGAGAUUAUGAAAGAAACAAAGCCAAAAAUGGUCACAAAUCUGUCUGAAUUGAACAGCAAGAUUCUCGCUCCAGGAGUAGAUCAUGCUCUGUGCUUUGUUUUUACCUCUGUUGAACGCGAUGACCCCUACUUGGAGAAUAUGACCAAGUACUUAUAUUCACAUGAACCACAAAGUGAUGAAAAUGUCACAACAGAAGACCAAUGGUACAUCUCAGAGGGAGUUCAUAUCAGAGACAAAGCCAAAGCCUUCCGGGAUUUCACCAGCACUCUGAGAAACAGCAGCAGUUUCACCUUCCUUAUAGCAUUUAUACCAAAUACGAAAUACAAAGGUGCCACUAUCUACCAUUACAAGGAUGGCAUUCUGAUCACUGAUGAUUUCUCACAGCCUCGCAUCCCUGAAGUGAUGAAUGACCGCAGAGAUUUGAUCUGGUAUGCCUCUGAUCUCAACCUGGAUUCCAGAACUGCAAGCAACUGGCUGACUCUAUCUGAAGAUAACAAGAUGGCAACAUGUGGACCGUUGCAGAAGUAUCCUGAUCUCCCAGAGAGGUUUGAUCCACGUCCACAGGUCCUGUGCACAAAGGGCCUGACUGGGCGUCAUUACUGGGAGGUAGAGUGGAGUAAAGGUUAUAAGAAUGAUGUUGGGGUGGGAGUUACAUUCAUAAGAAUUGAGAGAAAAAAAGAAGACAAGGAUAGUGGGCUUGGAUCCAAUGAAAUAUCCUGGUAUUUUGGUGAAAAACAAGAGUAUCUCUAUGCAUGGCAUAAUGGUCAGGUGUGGAGCGGACCAGUUCCUCCUGCUGGAUGCAACAAAGUUGGGGUGUACCUGGACUGGCGUGCAGGCACUUUGAGCUUCUACAGCGUCAACUCUAACAAAGUAGAACUCCUCUACACCUUCAUUAACGCAAACUUCACUGAGGCCGUUUACCCAGGUUUCUAUAUUUAUCACUUUUCCAACUACGCUUCACUGUGUCAAAUGUAA